Messenger RNA from Paramecium sonneborni, 2048 nucleotides. Lineage: Eukaryota; Ciliophora; Oligohymenophorea; Peniculida; Parameciidae. The record is from the annotation of a GenBank genome assembly.
UUUGAAUUUUAUGAAUACAUCUCAAUCACCUAUUAAUGAUAGUCGAAAUCAUAGUUCAUCUAAAAGAUAUAUAUCUCCCAAUGAGAGACGUAAUACUCAAGAAAAUCAAUAAGUAAACACAUUCUAAAUACAAUUCAGAAUCAUUCUAAAUUACCAACUACUUAAUAACUUAAAUCUAAAAUCAUUACUGUUGAUUAACCUGAUUUAGGUAGUGUUUUGGGUGAAGUUAAUAUCAACAAUACUAGUCAAAUUUCAAAUAUCACUUAAUUUGCUAAUUUCAUGUAUGUACCAUGUCCAACUCAUCCAGAAUUCUUCAUUACCAAUCUCUGUUAAGAUUAAGUAUACAAUUAUUUUAAUCUUUAUUAGAAUUGUAUUGAACCACUCUGUCCUGAAUGCAUCAAUGAACAUCUUUAAAUGCAUUCAUCAAAAGGAAGAGUCCCAAAAUUAGAAAAUAUUCAAAGAGUUAGAAAAGAUAACACUUAUAAAAUAAAUGAACUUUCUAAAUUACUAUAAUCUAAAUUACAAGACUCUAAAAAAUAUUUCUCAGAAUAACCAUCUAUCCUUUAUAAUAAUAAUCUUGAACAAUUGACAAUUAUACAUCAACAAAUCUCCAAUAUUGUUGAUGACUAUUUUGAAUCAUUGUACAAAAACUUAAAAGAAUUAAAUUAAGAUGAAUAUUUAAAAUAAUUAACUUAAAUAGAACAAGAUAUCCAUUAAUAAUAAAAUAAGCUAACCAAAUUAUAAGAGGAUUUAAACAAUGAUAAUUAUGUAAGAGCAAUCAUCUAAAUUUGUGAUGGCAAAUAAGAACUGUUUUCAGAUAAGAGUCUUACUUCUUUAGAGAGAUUAAUCUAAAAUUAUCAAUAAUCUUAAAUUAAAAUAGUUUUUGAUAAAAGUAAUAUUGAAUUAUUCUAAACUUAUUGUAAAAAAAUGUGUUAUUUUGUUAAGAAUACAUAAUAACAAAAUAAUAAACAAACAAUUGACUCUAAAGUGAGUAAGGUAUUUAAAUCUGAAAAUAACUAAUCAAGUCAAUCUACUAUAAAAUCAAAUCAUAUAUCUGAAAUACCUCUUCCUAUUGUGAAUCCGAUAACUUUGAUAUCUGAAACCCUUACAAAUGAUGAAGUCAAAUACCAAAUCAAUGAUUCAAAUCAUUUUGAAUAUGGUAAGCCCUAAGUUCUCGUAAGAUUAGAAGAAGGUGGUUAUGCUGCAUAUAUUUAUGAUAUUAAAUCUAAACAAUAUAGGAUUGAAACAAUAGAUAGUUAAACAAAGAUCCCUUUAUUUCAUAGAAUAUAUACAACUUCUGCUGGUUAACAUUUAGUUAUUGGUGGAGUUGAUAGAGACAAAUCAAGAUUCAAAGCUAUUGCUUCAGUUUAUGAAUUUAAUCAUACAAAUUUACAAUUAAAUUUACAUUCAGAAAUGGUUUUGCCAAGAUCAAUGACUUCUGCUUGUUAAAUAGAUAAUUUCUUGUUUGUUGUUGGUGGAUCAUCUACAAAUGAUGAAAACACAUCUAUAGCUAAAGCUGAGAAACUUGAUUUAAGUACAAAGAGAUGGUAAACAAUUGAAGAUCCUUAUUUUAAAUGUAGUGGAUGUGCAUUAGUGGCAGUUGAUUAAAAUACAUUAUUUAAAAUAGGAGGUAAAUGUGAUAUUUUUACUCCAUGCAAUUUCAUUGAAUCUUAUGAUAUUCAGAAAAAUUAAUGGGUAUUUAAAUUUAUACAAUUCAUUUUAGACUAAAAUAGAAUUUAAGUUCUUAUCUAAUGGAUAUUUGAGAUUACCUUUUAAUAGUUGUGCUAUUAGAAGUUCUUAUGAUUAGAUUCUCAUUUUAGGUGGAUCAGUUCAUGAUGUUAAAAGUAAUGAAACUUAGGUAUUUCAUCUCAUACUAUUAAAAGAUUCUUAACUUAAAGACUAAGACUUUAUAAAAGUCAAAAGAAUUACCGAAUUCCAUUGAAUUCAACACUUAAAGUGCUGUAGUAUAAUAAAAUAAUGUUUAUCUUUUAACAGAAAAUGAAUAACCUUUGUUAUUUGGUAAUUAAAAUGGAUUCAAAUAUCAAUGA